CGCGGAGCGCAGCGCGGCGUCGGCAACGGCGGGGCACUACCUCGGCUCCAGCUCGGGCUCCCGUGGCGUGGGCCGGGCAACGGCCGGGCGGAGGCUCCGUGGCGCGGGCAGGGGGCGUCCGCGCGUCCGCGCCUUCGGGCGGCGGCGUCGCUCCGGCCCCAGGAGUGGCCCCUGCCGCCCGCGCGCUGGGGCGCAGGGUUGGACUUCCUGGAGAAUCAUUUCACAGGGACCGGCACCGCUUGCUGCUGUGACAUGAGGCGGCUCCUUGCACUCUCCCCACAGUGACUUUUGCCUGGAGAGGAGCGGUGCGCACGGGUGGCCUCGGUGUUCGUCGAUGCAGCCGCUGGCAGGACCCGAGGAACCGGGGCGGCCAUGCCUCCCCCCGCCCCCGCUGCCCCCCGCUAACCUGCACCGUGUGGGCGCCCCUGGGACCCCAGAGGACUGACUGUCUGUCUGACCUUGCUUCACGCCCUCAACAACAACCCCCCGAAGAUGUCGCUCGAGUGGCUGUUGGCCUGGAGCUGGUCGCUGGACGGCCUGCGGGACUGCAUCGCCACGGGCAUCCAGUCCGUGAGGGACUGCGACACCACUGCCGUGGCCACGGUGGCCGGCCUGCUGGUCCUGUUCGUGUGGUACUGCUACCGCGUGGGCCGGGAGCAGCCCCGGCCCUACGUCUCCGUCAACGCCCUCAUGCAGGGCGCGGACGCCGACGGGCUGCAGAACGGGUACGUGUACUGCCAGUCCCCCGAGUGCGUGCGCUGCACCCACAACGAGGGCCUCAACCAGAAACUCUACCACAACCUGCAGGAGUACGCCAAGCGCUACUCCUGGUCCGGCAUGGGCCGCAUCCACAAGGGCAUCCGCGAGCAGGGCCGCUACCUCAACAGCCGGCCCUCCAUCCAGAAGCCCGAGGUCUUCUUCCUGCCCGACCUGCCCACCACGCCCUACUUCCCCCGGGACGCGCAGAAGCACGAUGUGGAGCUGCUGGAGCGGAACUUCCAGACCAUCCUGUGCGAGUUCGAGGCCCUGUACAAGGCCUUCUCGAACUGCAGCCUGCCUCAGGGCUGGAAGAUGAACAGCACGCCCAGCGGGGAGUGGGUCACCUUCUACCUGGUCAACCAGGGGGUUUGCGUCCCCAGGAACUGCAGGAAGUGCCCACGGACGUACCGCUUGCUCGGAAGCCUUCGGACCUGUAUCGGGAACAAUGUGUUUGGGAACGCAUGCAUCUCCGUGCUGAGCCCCGGGACUGUGAUCACGGAGCACUACGGGCCCACCAACAUCCGCAUCCGGUGCCACUUAGGUCUGAAGACGCCGAGUGGCUGUGAGCUGGUGGUGGGCGGGGAGCCCCAGUGCUGGGCGGAAGGCCGCUGUCUUCUCUUCGACGACUCUUUCCUCCACACGGCGCUCCACGGCGGUUCGGCGGAGGAUGGCCCCAGGGUAGUGUUCAUGGUGGAUCUCUGGCAUCCGAACGUGGCCGCGGCCGAACGGCAGGCCCUGGACUUCAUCUUCGCUCCGGGCCGGUGAGCCCCGCUCCUGUUUCCGGCUCAGCGAGCGGCCCGGGCGCACCCGCACGGACCGUGGCGCGGCCCAGCGCCCACCGCGUCACGAUGCCACACUCAGAACCUGCCUCCACAGAAAGCUCUUUCUUGGGAUUUUCCCACCACGUUGGGCCCCUCUUUCCUUUUGUUAUCACUAGUGGGCAGUUUCCAGCCUGUAUUUCCUUCAUUUUUUUUUCCUUCCAUUCAUUUGCUUCUGUGGUUCCUUUCUGCCUACUGGCGCGUUACUUUGCUCUGUGGCCGGAGGCUUGGUGCCCGUGUUGUCUGUGUCCGUGGCUAUGUGGCGUAUCAUUCCUCUGAAAUAGAGUAAUCAAGCGGUUACUUGUCUGAACGUAACAACAUACAACUUCUUGUGGUCACCUAAAAAGAAAACCUUGAAGACAAAACACUGCACGCGGGGCACUGGAGAACUCGGCCUCUGCCGCUGUCACAGUCCCACGGGGACCCUCAGCCCCCCCCCCCCCACCGGCAGCGGGGAGUCUGCAGCCCCUGCACCUGGCUGGCUUCGUGGGCAGGAUGGACACGGUCAGGGGCGGUGCCCAGGGUCACAGCCUGGAGAAAUGUCACCCUCUGCUCGCCCCACCCAAAACCCUGUCAGGCCUCCGAUGGCAGAGAGUGGUCGGCUGCUGGGACUGGAGGCUCUUUUGUGACAUUUGUCCCCUUCAGAGCUGAGGCUGGUGUCCUCGAGAGCCCAGCCGGGGCGCCCACGGGUCAGCUGCAGGACGCGUCCUCCACUUACCUCACUGCCUACAGAAGCCCUACUGCCACACCGGGCCGGGACCACUCCCCGUGUUAGCCAUCUGGAUGACGAACCUGGACAUCACCAGGCUGGCCCACUGGAGCCGUGGCGGGGUAAGACCUCCCUCACCUAGUGACGUUCUGGAAAGCCAUUCUCUGGCAAAACUGGAAUCGUAGAUAUGACCAAAGUGUUUUGUUUUGGAGUUCCAUUGCCUAUGAUUUUCCAUUUAUUUGUCUGUACAUAAAUGUUCAACUGCUGGACUCAGACAGUGAGUCAGCCCCGUGUCCUUGUCACCGCACAAGGGGUGUGCUAAGCGACGGCCACCUAAGUGAAUGUGUGAGCGAGGACACUGGGAAGACCUACAAAUGUGAAGGACCCAGAGUCCCGGAGCUGGCCUUUGGUCUCCAGGGAAGGGCACGGCCAGUGCGAGGCACUAAGUCUGGAAGCAGCUCCCUGUUAGCCGUUGUGUGGCAGGGCAGGAGACGCUGAGCUGAGUGAUGCUUGGUGUCAGUGUCAGGCCGAUGCAGCCAUCGGGGGUGUGGCGUGCGGGCAGGUCUCGUGUGCGGGCCCAGUGUCUCUCCGAACAGAAGCCGGCAGCUUCUGUGAGGAGCGGCCGUCAGAAGGAGACACGGCCUAAGACGCACUGGGCAGUUACUAGCCGGGGUGCAAAGAAAACGUAUUUUUCGGUGAUUAGAACGCAGGAAAGGGCAGACAUUUCAAAAACGCCUGGAGUCUUUCUAUGCAUUAGUAUUUGUUCAAGAACCACCGAGGUGCAUGAUUUCUGUACAUACCGACUGCUCUACGUUUACAAAGCCAACAGCCCGCGCAGGCGCUCACGCGGCCCCUGCGCUCACGUGACGUGGUUGGGGAACAGGAGGCCAAUAAAGGAUCUUGCCGAAACCCA
Molecule: messenger RNA, 3199 nt
Organism: Phyllostomus hastatus (greater spear-nosed bat)
Lineage: Eukaryota; Metazoa; Chordata; Mammalia; Chiroptera; Phyllostomidae
Gene: ASPHD2
Product: aspartate beta-hydroxylase domain containing 2
Exons: 4
Coding region: 493-1524 (343 amino acids)
Source: RefSeq, a predicted model, not a curated record